AAAGAAAAAAUAAAAUAAAAAAUCUCUCUGUUUCUUUUUCCUAUCCCUUCUUUUCUUUCGACGAACAAGAACAACGCAAUCUACUCUGCCGAUUUUCUUCUCCCGCUGAAUCGACCGCGCAUCAAAUCCGCUCCGACAUGAUCAUGCGCCGCAAGAGCUUCUCGCUCAGCGUGCCAGCGCAGUCAUAGAGCUCGCUGUUUUGCUCAGUGUGGAGAUCCGGCACUGAGAGGAUGUUUGGUGAAGGAGAGAUUAGCGCAGCAUGUCCGUUGACGCCAGUAAUUGGAAAUUUUUCUCCACUUCAUGGCAUGAUUUCUCUGGCACGUUCUAUGCGAAAGCUUUGUGUUGAUCAUGUCGUCCUACUCUAGUGUUUAAAUUCGAAUUGCACUGUUUUCAUCUAGUAAUGGAAGCAAGGUGGAAUGAAGCACUGGGCACGUUCUAUGCGAAAGCUUUGUGUUGAUCAUGUCGUCCUACUCUAGUGUUUAAAUUUGAAUUGCACUGUUUUCAUCUAGUAAUGGAAGCAAGGUGGAAUGAAGCACUGGAUCACGUGCAUAGCGUAGCUGUUAAGUGCAAACCUCGAGGUGCAAGACAUGAAGAGGGGCAGAGAGGUACCCUGUUUCCAAAAAAAGUUAGUUCGAACUCAUCAGUUGGCAAGCUCCGUAAACGUAAAAGACUAGAUGGAUGCAAGACUGAGUGCAGUUGUCGGGCAAGGAACUCUAUUUCGAAGAAUUACACACAUUUUAUGAAGAGCAGCCUGCCACAAAGGGUUCUGUUCUUUCAAGAGAAUGAAUGGAAUGAUUUUCCAACUUACAUUGUCGAGUUGAUCAAGGAAAGUUUUGAGUUGAAGAAUCCAGCAAUUGAAGUGAAGUCCAAUGGAUGCCAUUUUUUGCUGGAUAUCUUGUACAUGAGCCAGUGGGAUUUUGUAACAGGUUCACAAAGACAUAUUGCUUGGAUUGACGAAGCUGGUCGCCACUUCUUCCCUGAGCCUUAUUCAGGCACUACUGGGAUGCAAAAGUCCUGCCAAUCCGAGUUAGAGGCUGAUUCUGGUUACUCUUUUGAGAUACCAAAUGGGAUGCAAGAGAUUAAGCUUCAGCUGAACAUUGAAAUAGAUGGAGCCCAUAUAUGUUAUAUGGAAGAAGGUGUUGAAGAGUCAAGUUGCCAUGCCAAGAAAAUUAAAAUUAACCAAAUUCGUGCUGAUUGCAACGAGGAUGCAGAGGAUAAUAUUAAACUUGAUAAACCUUUGGAUACAAAAUUGGAGGAUAUAGUUGGGGGCGGCCAACUAAUGAAUAAAGUAUUAGAAACUAAAACUGGACCCAUGCAUCAGCAACUGAAUUCUGAUACCGUUAGAGACAUGUUUGUUAUGGGAAUGGGGUUCCCCAUGUGUUCAGACAUAAUUGAAAUUAACUGUUGCUUUAGUCAUUCGAUGCAAUCUCAAUUGGAACUCUUUGAAAAGCAAGUUGAGAUCACCAGAAAUCUUCGUGGGGAUCCGAAUGUUAAGUAUGCUUGGCUUGCAGCUAAUAAGGAUGCUGUACAUAGUAUUAUGAUGCAUGGCCCCAGUGCAGGUGGAUUUAAGAGAGUGUGUACAUAUGGCUCUGGAGUUCAUCUCACAUCUGUCGAUAAUACACAUAUUAGUGCAAAGUUUUGUGAUGAUGAUGAAAAUGGGGUAAAACACGUUGUGCUCUGUCGUGUCAUAUUGGGCACUGUUGAACUUGUCCAUCCUGGAUCCAGACAAUUCUGUCCUAGCAGCAGCAACUUUGACAGUGGAGUUGACGAUCUUCAAAAUCCACAGUACUAUAUAGUUUGGAAUAUGAAUAUGAACACACACAUUUUUCCAGAAUUUGUGAUAAGUUUCAAGAUUCGAGCUAGCGCUGGAGGGCAUCUAGCUGGAAAGAAUUGCCGGAAUGUGCCAUUGGAAACAACAGUUAGUAAAGGGCCUGUUGAUCAGGCUGCAUUACGCCAGUCACCCGUGGAGCCAAGACUUCAGGGGAAAGAUAAUACCUUGGGGUCAAGCUCUGCAAAGACUCCCAAAUCCCCAUGGAUGCCGUUUCCAUUAUUGUUUGAUGCCAUCUCAAAAGAAGUUGCUGCCGAGGAUAUGAACACAAUCGAUGCUAAUUAUAAACUUUUCAGGACCAAGAGGAUCUCUCGAAAUGACUUCAUCAAGAGGUUGAGGUCAAUAGUUGGUGAUGAAUUGUUGAGGUCCAGCAUAAUGAGUCUUCAGGGCAAGCCGGCUCUUGGAUCUAGUCACAAUCUAAAGGUGCCUAAGCCGGAGCAAGAGGUUUGAAUCUUCUUUAUCUAAUUUGCAAUGCUGUUAUCCUUUGUGUCAUGGGGAUUGCGACUCCAUUUAGAUCUCGGCUUCUUUUUCUUUGGGUGUUUCGAAGUAUCUCCUUUUGGAUCGUUAUGUAUAUAUUCUACGGAAUUCUUGCUGGUCCUGCUCAGCCUAGUGAAGAACUACCCUGUUGUUGUUAAUUUUUCAUCUUGGAAAGAAAGAACCGGCAUAUUAUUAACUUAUCUAGGGGUGAUUGGAUCCAAAGUGGGUAGGUUCCAAACCUAGACCUUGUACCCAACCCUGUUAUAAUUAGUUUCCCUUUUUUGGACCUCGUA
Molecule: messenger RNA, 2598 nt
Organism: Eucalyptus grandis
Lineage: Eukaryota; Viridiplantae; Streptophyta; Magnoliopsida; Myrtales; Myrtaceae
Product: inactive poly [ADP-ribose] polymerase RCD1
Exons: 8
Coding region: 512-2278 (588 amino acids)
Molecular function (GO): NAD+ poly-ADP-ribosyltransferase activity
Source: RefSeq, a predicted model, not a curated record